UCAGCAACUUAUAGCGGGACUGCAGCGGACAUUCUGACACUGGGGGAACUGACUUGGUGUCACUGACAUCCCCAGUGACACCAAUACAGUGAUCAGUGCUAAAAACAAACACUGACACUGUACUAAUGGCACUGAGCAGGAAGGGGCUAACAUGAGGGACGAUCAAAGGGUUAACUGUGGGGCGGUGUCAGUGUGCUUCACUUUAAUCACACUGCUUUGGCUGUGCUGUGCUGUGCACAGCCAUCCAAAGCAGUGUGCCCGAGCUGACGGAGGAGAACUGUUAGUAAAUAAAACAGUUCUCCUCCCCAUCGGAGAUCCUCGGAAAUCA
This is a messenger RNA of Staurois parvus, 328 nucleotides long. Lineage: Eukaryota; Metazoa; Chordata; Amphibia; Anura; Ranidae. The record is from the annotation of a GenBank genome assembly.